UGUAAAGAUGUCCGAACACGACUGUACUUAAAGGCUUUGGGAUCAGACAGAUUAAAAGUCAUUUGCUCUUUUGCUAACAAUAUCAAAGAACAAUGGAAAAAAAUUCAUUUUCCCAACCUGCCCUUCCUGUAAGUUGAUAGUUGCGCUGUUUGCAUAGCUGACCACCCACUGAAGCCAAGGCACGUGAAACUGCUGUCCACUAAAAUGGGCCUGAAAGUCAUGUGGGACCCACCCAAAGAUGCUACCAGUAGACCUGUGGAGUAUUACAACAUUGCCUAUGGGAAGUCACUGAAAAGUCUUAAAUACAUCAAGGUGAAUGCGGAGACACACUCCUUCCUUAUUGAGGAUGUGGAACCGGGGGUAGUGUACUUUGUGCUGGUUACUGCAGAAAACCGCAAUGGAGUGAGCCGUCCAGUUUACAGAGCUGAAAGCCCAUCUGGAGGUGAAUGGAUCAAGAUUGAUGGUUUUCCCAUUAAGGGUCCAGGACCAUUUAAUGAAACCGUCACAGAAAAGGAAGUGCCAAACAAGCCCUUGCGUGUCCGCGUCCGAUCCUCAGAUGACCGGCUGUCUGUUGCGUGGAAGGCACCACGUCUGUCUGGAGCCAAGAGUCCACGCAGAUCGCGGGGUUUUCUUCUGGGCUACGGGGAAAGUGGCCGGAAGAUGAAUUAUGUUCCACUGACAAGAGAUGAACGAACACACGAAAUUAAAAAGCUAGCUUCCGAGUCAGUGUAUGUGGUCUCCCUGCAGUCCAUGAACUCCCAGGGGCGGAGUCAGCCAGUCUACAGGGCUGCCCUAACGAAGCGGAAGAUUUCAGAAGAGGAUGAAAUGGACAUGCCUGAAGACAUCAACGUCCGGGUUAUGUCAUCCCAAUCUGUGCUUGUAGCCUGGCUGGAUCCUGUUUUGGAAAAACAGAAGAAAGCUGUUGCGUCAAGACAGUACACUGUGCGCUAUCGAGAAAAGGGGGAGUCAGCAAGGUGGGAUUACAAGCAGAUCUCCAACAGACGCGUGUUGAUCGAGAACCUGAUUCCAGACACCAUGUAUGAAUUUGCAGUCCGUAUUUCACAGGGUGAAAGAGAUGGCAAGUGGAGCACCUCUGUCUUCCAGAGAACGCCAGAAUCUGCUCCUACCACAGCUCCUGAAAACUUGAACGUCUGGCCAGUCAAUGGCAAAGCCACGGCUGUCACCGUAGCUUGGGAUGCGCUGCCUGAGACCGAGGGGAAAGUGAAAGAAUACAUUCUUUCAUACGCCCCGGCUCUCAAACCAUUUGGAGCAAAGUCCCUCACCUAUCCUGGCGACACUACUUCUGCCCUAGUGGACGGUCUGCAGCCUGGGGAACGCUAUCUUUUCAAAAUCCGGGCCGCUAACAGGAGAGGAAUGGGGCCUCACUCCAAAGCCUUCAUUGUCGCUAUGCCAACAACCCGGACCAGUGGGUCUGAUGUUGAGCAGAAAGCAGACGUGGAGGAUGAUUCCAAACCUGAAAAACCCAAGCCUUCUUCACCCUCUCAGAAAGCUCCAAGUUCCUCAAAACACACUCAUUUGCCUGUUUCUCCCCGGGGCAGAAAUGUCAACAAUCAGCUUCUUGACUUGAAGAACAAAAUAUUGGCUAACGGUGGGCUGCUCCAGCUUCCCCCCAGGAAAACUGAAAGGUUGGAUCUUCAGUUGACAGAACUCACCGAUGAGGAGGAGCUGGAUUCCCGAGGGGACCCACCGCCAUCACCCUCGGAGACCCAGGACCAGAAGCCACAGCAGAGGACACCAAGUAGAUCUGUCCACCCGGUCUUUGCUCCUGGAAGGACUCCAAUGAGAGCCCGAACGCCAGUACUGCCCCGAAAGGAAGGCGUAGAUAAGCGUGGCUCCUUGGUGGCCUCCCACCCUCGUCCAGGGGCGUCCCCUUCGGCCUCGGCCUCUUCUGUCCCCCACACACCCACUGAGGGCAGUCCUCGCCGCCCUUCUGGGGGGCCCUCUACCAACCCGCCUUCCAGCUCUAUUGACAAUGACUCCCUGGGCCCAGAGGAGGAAGAGCCAGCCGCAGGCUCCCGGCACCCCAAGGACGCGGUCUCCCAGCAGCUGCCUCCCAAGAGCGCAGCGCACUCGAGACCAGCCCUGUCGUCCAGCCGCCAGUCGGCCUGGAACGCCAUGCGGGACAGGGGCUCCGAGCCCCACAGCGCAAAACCAGCCUUGCCAGCUCGGAGGGCACCCUAUUCUGAGGAUGGGGAGGAAAAUUUGAGUGCUCCAGCCCCACCCUUGAGACUUUCUCCAACCUAUGGGGGGUCCUCUCGGCUGCUGCCCACGGAACCACACCCAGGGUCUCCACUCUCCAGGGGCUGGAAGGAUGGGCAAGCUACCAAGUUCAGUGUGCCAUCGCAGUCUUCCAAGUUUUCCUCGGUCUCUUCUCGUCUCUCCUCCAGGGCACAGGUCUCUGAGGGAGCGGAUGCGUCUGAUGGCGAUGACAAUGGCGAUGACAAUGAUGCAGAAGAUAAAAGGAGGCAGGCCGAGGCUACGGCCCCGACGUUUCGGGCCCGGCUGCCCGCAGGUCCGCCUGUCUCUGGACAUUUCAGUUUGCUCAGAAACAAGCCCUUUGCUGCCCAUGGGAGAUACCCAAACAGGUUUGGCAAUGGCCGAGGACUCCGGUUGCAGCCCUCCAGCUCCCCGCCAUCCACGGUGUCCCCCCGAGUUCAUUCGAGGGUGAGUUCUCACCCAGCUUCUGACCAUAGGCGUGGCUCCGAUAUCCAUGAAGAUAGUAAAGAGAGGGAGGCAGAAGACGAAACGCCACUUCCUGCCACCGUGGUGAAUGACCACAUGCCUUCCUCCUCCAGGCAGCCUGCCUUCCGGGGCGUGGACCACCUAAGAAGAGGCCCCCAGAGAGGGGCGAGCCUUCAGCGGAAGGAGCCCCUGGCAGAGAUCCCCAAAUCCGCCGGGACUUGGGCGGGUGCGCAUCCUCAGGGCAAAUCUGUGUCAAAGGCGCAGGAGGUUCAACAGAGCACCGACGUGGGCGUGGAGGGCGGUUCCCCCAAAACACAAUUGUCCCCUGCUCGGCCGUCCACGGCACGGUCACAGCAACACCCCGGGUCCAGCGUGCCCAAAAGGAUGGGUGCUGGGGCUGCCGCUCCGGAAAAGCAGCCUUCUUCAACCAUCUCCGGGUCCCAGCAGCAGCCCCGCGGCCCCCAGAGCAAAGAAGUGGGGCGUCCGCCUUCCAAGCCUGCGCUCCCCCAGGCUGGGCGUCCCCAACCCACGUUGCAGGAAAGCGCCUCCUUCUCGGACCCUUAUACGUCCAGAGACAGUCAGUCGCCACUCACAGCAAGCUCCCGAGGGGUGCUCCCCACGACUCCCCAGAAUCAGAAUGGGGAUUCUGACAGCACAGAAGCAGAGGCCAGAGGUGUCCGGGCGCCCGCACACUCGGCCCGAGCCAAGGACGCCACCCCGUCCCUUCCCAAGCACCGCCAGGUGGAGGCUCAGGCAGGAAGCGCGGGCGACAGUCACCUCCGCAGAGCCCCAGGCUUAUCCCCGAGGCCCAGCAGGCCCAGCAGCCCCCACCCCUACGCCCGCCCCAGGGCCCCGGGCAGAGCAGGGCCCCAGGCGGUGGGGAAGAAGGACGGCGCGUCCCGGGCCACGCCAUCCAAGAAGGAGCCGCUGACGUCUAAAUCUCAGCAGUCGGUCUCGGCCGAGGAUGAUGAAGACGCGGGGUUUUUUAAAGGAGGAAAGGACGAGGACCCUCUGUCUUCCUCUGUUCCAAAGUGGCCCUCCUCCUCCGUCCCCAGGAGCAGCAAAUAUGCCGAUGGGAACAUUGCUAAAGAGGAGAAGGAGCCAACCUUGGUGCUUGCGCCUCCCAAAGUGGGCUCCUUCCAGGACGAGAAUGACACCCCAGUGAAGCGCCCUCCUCCUCCUCCACCUCCUCCUCCUCCAGGCAGCUCUCCGAGAGCUUCGCACCUCCCGCCCAGACAGCCCCCUGGCAGCCCUGCCACCCCAAGUCCCACCGUGGGCCCCCCCGCCUGGCCGCGGUCCACCACCCGCGCCCCUCUUAUCUAUUCCUCCACCACCCCGAUGCUCUCCUUGCGCCAGCGCAUGAUGAACUCCAGAUUCCGGAACCCUCUCUCACGCCAACCUGUGAGACCCCCUUUCAGACAAGGUUAUAACGGCAGACCAGACGUAGAAGGGAAAGUACUUCCUGGUGGUAAUGGAAAACCCAAUGGACAAAGAAUUAUCAAUGGCCCUCAAGGAACAAAGUGGGUCGUGGAUCUUGACCGUGGGUUAGUAUUGAAUGCAGAAGGAAGGCACCUCCAAGAUUCUCACGGAAAUCCUCUUCGGGUUAAGCUAGGAGGAGAUGGUCGAACCAUUGUGGAUCUGGGAGGGACCCCCGUGGUGAGCCCUGAUGGCCUCCCCCUCUUCGGGCAGGGGCGGCAUGGCAAACCUCUGGCCAUUGCCCAGGAUAAGCCCAUUUUGAGUCUUGGAGGGAAGCCCCUGGUGGGCUUGGAGGUCAUCAGAACAACCACCCUUUCCCCCAUCACAACCCCACGACCCACCACUACCACGACCCCGAGGCCCACCACGACGACCCCGAGGCCCACGACCACCACCAAACGCCCAACGACCACCAUCCGAACCACUACGCAGACAACCACCACCACCACCACCCCUCAACCCACCACCCCCAUCCCCACCUGUCCCCCUGGGACCCUGGAGCAGCAUGACGAAGCUGGCAACCUCAUAAUGGGCUCCAGUGGGGUCCCGGAGUGCUAUCCUGAAGAAGAUGAGUUCUCAGGAUUGGAGACCGACACAGCCAUACCCACGGAAGAGGCGUACGUGAUCUAUGAUGAAGAUUAUGAAUUUGAGACCUCGAGGCCACCAACCACCACCACGCCCUCCACUAAGGCUGCCACACCCAAGGUCAUCUCACCAGAAGGCUCCAUUAGUUCCUUUCCUGAAGAAGAAUUUGAUCUGGCUGGAAAGAAACGAUUUGUUGCUCCUUAUGUGACGUACCUAAAUAAAGACCCAUCAGCCCCGUGCUCUCUGACUGAUGCUCUGGACCAUUUCCAAGUGGAAAGCCUGGAUGAAAUCAUCCCAAAUGAGCUGAAGAAGAGUGACCUGCCUCCUCAGCAUGCCCCCCGCAACAUCACUGUGGUUGCAGUGGAAGGCUGCCACUCAUUUGUCAUUGUGGAUUGGGACAAAGCAUCCCCAGGAGAUGUGGUAACAGGUUACUUGGUUUACAGUGCAUCCUAUGAAGACUUCAUCAGGAACAAGUGGUCCACUCAGUCUUCAUCAGUAACUCAUUUGCCCAUUGAGAAUCUGAAGCCAAACACAAGGUAUUAUUUUAAAGUUCAAGCCCAAAAUCCUCAUGGCCCUGGACCUACCAGCCCUUCAGUCUCAUUUGUUACAGAAUCAGACAAUCCUCUGCUUGUUGUGAGGCCGCCAGGCGGUGAGCCCAUCUGGAUCCCGUUUACUUUCAAACAUGAUCCUAGCUACACGGACUGCCACGGUCGGCAAUAUGUGAAGCGGACGUGGUAUAGAAAGUUUGUGGGAGUCGUUCUUUGUAAUUCACUGCGGUAUAAGAUCUACCUCAGUGACAACCUGAAAGAUACAUUCUACAGCAUUGGGGACAGCUGGGGAAGAGGAGAAGACCACUGUCAAUUUGUGGAUUCACACCUUGAUGGAAGAACAGGGCCUCAGUCGUACGUAGAAGCCCUCCCUACCAUUCAAGGCUACCAUCGCCAGUAUCGCCAGGAGCCAGUCAGCUUUGGCAACAUUGGUUAUGGAACACCCUACUACUAUGUGGGCUGGUACGAAUGUGGCAUCUCCAUUCCAGGGAAGUGGUAACCACAGGACGAUCAUGCUGAAAGCUCACCCUACCUGGCCCCCUUGACUAACUUGCACUAGGGGUUGUGAGCAGGAAAAGGAAGAUGGUGUCCCAAGCCCUACUGUCCCUGGAUGUCAGCAAGGCUACAUGAUGGACACUGGACAUUUUGAGCAUCUUCAGUCUGGAACUCAGUCCUACUUCUUGGUCUGGACUACACACAGGAUCAAUGUUGCUGUUAACUUUGCUUCUCCACACCUUUUGCUUGUAGUAGCACAUCCCAGAGACAGCAGAAACACACAGCUACAGGGGCUGCCCACUGAUUCCAGGGGACAGCAUAAAUAUGCUGUGCUUGCUUCAUGGAACGCUACACGCUUUCUUUUUUUUCAUUGGACUCCUCCAAAACUAGCCGAAUUUAAGCGUCAGAUCUUUUUCUGUGCAGUAGAACUGAAUUACUGAGAACACCAUCAAAGGAAAUAUAUCCUACUCAAGAUUUAUUCCAUGGACUUACCCACUGCUAGACCAAAUGUACCAAAUCUUAUUUGUAAAUUCUCAAUUUUGAUAUAUAUAUGUAUAUAUGCAUAUACAUAUCCACACUUGUCUGCAAGAACAUUGAUUAAAAUUGCUAAAUUUGUACUUUUUCACUC
Molecule: messenger RNA, 6435 nt
Organism: Ceratotherium simum simum (southern white rhinoceros)
Lineage: Eukaryota; Metazoa; Chordata; Mammalia; Perissodactyla; Rhinocerotidae
Source: RefSeq, a predicted model, not a curated record